UAUUCUAUAUUGUCCUGUGUUAUCACAGUUGCUGAUAAUUCUGUUAUAACAUUAUCAGCAUUUAUCCCAUUCACGGAACAGAGACUCUGCAGACUCUUUCACAAGCCCGAGAUUCCUACGUAUUCCCAUCACAGUCACUCUAUGUACCAGCAGCAGCAGCAGCAGCAGCCUGCCAUUAUCCUGAUUCCCGAUGUGCGUUGAUAACAGAGCGCGCGUGUACGUGCGUGCGCACUGUGACCGAUGCCGACGGCUGCACAGCAGGACGUUUACUACUACUAUAAACACAAUCAUGUACGGUGUAUAUUUUGUUGAUAACGACAAGAUAGACCACCAUUCGAGAGGACGACUUUGGAAAAAUUCGUAUUUCGUUUUGGAAACCUGAAUCGCCUUUGAUCGGACCGCCGCCGUGCGUCUCCCUGCUCACCCAUCCGCUUAAGGUUCGACGCGUUCCUCGCGCAUCGGCACCAUACUGCAGUCCACCACAGUCCACAGCUUCCUCACAAUAUUAUGCGGUCCGUCUGCAGCGAAACAAAUGCUGGUUCGUGUCCGGCCGUCGUGUGAAGUGGGUCUUGCCUGUCUUGCAAAUCGCUGAAACCAUGUUGAGCCCCAGCAACUAUAAUUCACCGCUGAACGAAGCACGGGGUAAUGAUGUGCAGUUACAAACAGACGUUGGAAGAAAAGUCAUUAGUGAAUAUACGGAAGUGAUCAAAUCUUCUGAUGUAGAAAAAAUUAUUGAAUAUGAAAUAAUAACUGUCGGAGGAGUAGAUGGCAGAACAUUUACAAAUUUAGAAAAUUGUUUACCAAAUGAUCCAUAUGAUGAUAAUCAAGAUUCCAUUUCAAAAUGUGAGGUGUCUAUAACGGAUAUAUCACCAACAAGUUAUAAUGAUCAAAUAUCAUCUGAUGGUACACGUAAUGAUAAUCAAGAUUCUGUUUCAAGACGUGAAGUAUCUAUAGAAAAAAUAUCACCAAAAGAUUAUCAUGAUCAAAUAUUAUCUGAUGGUAUAUGUAAUGAUAAUCAAGUUUCCAUUUCAAGAUGUGAAGUGUCUAUAGAAGAAAUAUCACCAACAGAUUAUGAUGAUCAAAUAUUAUCCGAUGGUACAUGCAAUGAUAACCAAGAUUCCAUUUCAAGAGGUGAAGUGUCUAUAGUAGAUAUAUCACCAACAGAUUAUCAUGAUCAAAUAUUAGCUUAUGGUACAUGUAAUGAUAAUCAAGAUUCCAUUUCAAGAUGUGAAGUGUCUAUAGAAAAGUUACCGCCGUCAUGUAAAACAAAUCAUGUGUUCAAUGUAGAAAAUACCAGUUUGGAUCAUUUAAUUGAAUGUGUGGUUGAUGACUCAUAUGAAGAAAAUAAAUUACACAUGGAAGCAGAAGUAAGUUUGGACGAUGCUUUCAGACAAUGUUUAAAUGAAAUAAGUGGUGACUCUGAUGGCGAUUAUAAUUUUGAUAAUAUUUUAAAACAAUUAAGUACAAAUGGUUUAUCAACCGAAACCAAUCACAAAAGAAAAAUAUUACUUUCAGAUGAACAUAUUGUUACUGAAGCUGAUAAAGAUAAUAAUAGCAAUUGUAGCUGUGGCUUUUCUAAAUUUGAAAAUACUAAUAAAAAAAGAAUAGUUGAUGGAAUGAUUGACAUUUCAAGACAAUCUCAUUCAAAAUCUUGUCAAGAAAUUUGUCAUAAUAUAUUUUUUGAUGAAUCCGAAAUAGAACCCUUUAAAAAGACUUAUAAAAGAUUUUUACAACAAUGUAUUUGUCUUAAUCUUCCUCCAGCGAUUGAUAAAUGUAUUGAAUGUCGUGUUUACCAAAUGAAAAAUAAUUUGACCAGACGUGAUUAUGAUAAAAUUACGUGUAGGUUUUAUGCAUUCCGCCAAUUAAGAUUUCGAAAAUCUGGAAUAUUGGCUGUCGCUGGGUAUCCAGAUCCUUAUAAAAAUAUGACACUUAUCGAUUUUCAUAUGUGGUUACCUAGGAAAUAUGAAUCUGCUCCUUGUGAUUUUAACAUUCGAGCAUCAAUAAAAAUUUUAGAAGAUGCAGGAGGUCAGUUUUGCAUGUUGGUUAAGGAAGAAAUAGACGCACUAAAAUUGAAUUUACCAUAUAAUGGAAAACCACGAAAGAUACUAUGGAAAAAAUGUGUGAAAGGAGUUAGAGAAAUGUGCGAUGUUUGUAGAACGACAAUAUUCAACCACCACUGGUGUUGUCGUAAAUGUGGAUUUGUAGUUUGUGUUGAUUGCUUUAAGACCAAACUCAAAGAUACUCCACUAACUGAAAAACAAACCAUCAGCAAUUUCAACAAAAAAAUUUGGUUACUUUGUUCGAACCAGAAAGAGCAUCAGAUUGAAAAACUUUUUAUAACCCAAAUACUGGCUGGGAAUACUUUAAAAUGUAUUUCAGACCUCAUGCACGACACAUGUCAUACUCAUAAUAUACCUUUAGGUUGUAGUUGCAAUGAUAAAUUGGAAAAGAUUUUUCCUCCUAAUUUUAUUGAUCCUGCUUUUGACAAAGUUUUUAAAAUGUACGAACAGCCUAACUCUGAUGAUACAAAUUGUCAUGGAGGUGACGAAACUUUAGAGUUAAAGGCUUUAAUAAAUAGACAAUAUGAACAUUAUUUGAAGUAUUGCGAUAAUGAUUCAAUUAAAGGGAUUGAAGAAGUUAAACCAGGAGUAUUUAAAAUUAAAUCUGAAGUGAAAUCUGAAGUAUUUGAAAUUAAAUCUGAAGUGAAAUCUGAAGUAUUUGAAAUUAAAUCUGAAGUGAAAUCUGAAGUAUUUGAAAUUAAAUCUGAAGUUGAAUCUGAAUAUGAAGAAUGUGAUAUUAUUCAUAAGAAAAAUGUUGAAGAUACAAUUUAUGCAUUUGAACAUAUCAAAGAAAAAGAAUGGUUUCCACCCAAAUUAUCAUUAUUGUCGAAUGAUAAAACCCACGCAUCUCAUAUGUGGCUGUGCGAAGGACAUCUGUUACGUUUGUUAGAUCCAAAAAGUGACAUUAACUAUACAAUUUUUCAGGAACAAUGGAGGCGUGGACAACCGGUACUAGUGAGUGAUGUUGGAAAUAAAUUAGACUCUUCUCUAUGGCAUCCAGAAUCAUUUUCCCGUGAUUUUGGCAAUCAGAUUAAUGACCUGAUUGACUGUACCACUGGCAAUGUAAUUUCAGACCAACCAAUGAGCAAGUUUUGGAAUGGUUUUGAAAAUUCUGAGGAAAGGUUGUGUGAUAAAUUGGGCAAUGUAAUGUUACUGAAACUAAAAGACUGGCCGCCUUCGGCAGAUUUUGCAGAAACAUUGCCCAAUAGAUUUCAAGAUUUGAUGAAUUGCUUACCACUGAAAGAGUACACACACCGUAAUGGUAAAUACAAUUUGGCUUCUCGUCUGCCAGAUUGCUACGUUCGGCCAGAUUUGGGCCCAAAAAUGUAUACAGCCUAUGGUAAUGCAGGUACAACUCACAAACAAGUAGGCACCACAAACCUGCAUUUGGACAUAUCAGAUGCUGUUAAUGUGAUGGUUUAUGUUGCUAUCACAAAGAACUGCAAAGAUUAUGAUUACGAUUGGCACGUGAGGGAAGCAUUACAAGUAAUUGAAGAAGCUGGGUGUGAUGAUUUGACAUUAAGACGGAUUUAUGAGCACGGAGAAACUCCUGGUGCCCUGUGGCAUAUUUACCAUGCGUCAGAUGCUGACUCGAUUAGGGAUUUGUUGAUCAAAGUUGCAGUUGAACAUGGAACACCUCUAGAACAAUUCAGCGAUCCAAUACACGAUCAGUCCCACUAUCUAGACGAAUACCUCAGGGAGCGCUUGUUUAGAGAAUAUGGUGUCAAAGGAUAUGCGAUUGUUCAGUAUUAUGGCGACGCAGUGUUCAUUCCAGCCGGAGCUCCUCACCAGGUUAGAAAUUUACACAAUUGUAUAAAAGUUGCUGAAGAUUUUGUAUCACCAGAAAACGUGCACCAUUCAUUUCGUAUGACGCAAGAGUUUCGGCAACUAACCGACAGUCAUACUAACCACGAAGACAAAUUACAGAUCAAAAAUAUUGUAUUUCAUGCAGUCAAAGACUCAAUUUCAGUGUUGAUGCAUACCCCACACAAUCUAUAACAAAAUUAAAAUAUUUGUUGCACCCACAAAUAUUAUUGAAAUAGUAAAUUAAUAUUAAUACUAUAAGCAUUUUUUUUACAUUUCAAUCGAAAAUUACCAUAUGUUGCCAUUUCAAUUUUAGUCAGUUUUUUUUUUAAAGUUUUAAUUGUUCUAAUUAACAUAAUAAUUUAUCAAUUGUUUUAAGAUUUUAAGGCUGUGUACAUAAAUAUUACUUAUUGUUAUCACUUAUAAUUAUGGUUUAUGAAAAAUAAAUUGAACUACUAUUUUAUUAUUUUUUAGAAAAUAUUUUCUGUACAUGAUAAAAAAAUGUAUACUCAUAUUUUUGUGGACAUAAAUUGUCGCUUCAGACUGUAUUUAUAUUUAAAUUAAUGAAGCAAUAAUUGACUAUCCGUCUGUAUAAGUAAUUUUAAGUGAACUUUGUUACUCUAUUAUGUAAGUAAUAAAUUAAGGUAAAUGUUGACAAUUAAGAAGAUGCUAUUUUUUUAAUGUAUUGCAUAAUUUUUUUUUAGAAAAAUUUAAAAAUUAAAAAAAAAAUUAGAAUUUUAACUGAGCCUUGUAUCGAAAUUUCUUCAUCUCAUUCAUUUAAUACCAAAAUCUUUCUUUUAAUUUUAUCCUUUUGUUUAAAAAGUAAUAAUUUAAGUUUUUACAUUGAAAACUUUUGUAUACACGAUCAAAAAUAAAUUGUUGGUGGUUUUGACCAACAAUAAGUUCCGGCAAAUUCUGUGAGCUUGCUAAACCAUGGACAUACACUAAAUAGAAUAUUAGUUGAUUUUUCCACCUGCACGUGUUGUCUCCGUUCAACAAACAUACAACAUAGCAAAAAUUGUUUAGAGGUAAAUAAAACCACUCAAGCUAAAUAACUAACUUUUCAUAGUAUUAAGAAGAGGACAUUUAGAGUGCAACAUCAUUUUUAAUUUUUCGAUAUCACAAAUACAAAAAAAGU
Molecule: messenger RNA, 5001 nt
Organism: Myzus persicae (green peach aphid)
Lineage: Eukaryota; Metazoa; Arthropoda; Insecta; Hemiptera; Aphididae
Product: lysine-specific demethylase 3B-like
Exons: 10
Coding region: 597-4058 (1153 amino acids)
Biological process (GO): regulation of transcription by RNA polymerase II
Cellular component (GO): chromatin; histone deacetylase complex
Molecular function (GO): transcription coregulator activity; histone H3K9 demethylase activity; chromatin DNA binding
Source: RefSeq, a predicted model, not a curated record